This is a messenger RNA of Capsella rubella, 249 nucleotides long. RefSeq lists its product as uncharacterized. NCBI's taxonomy places the organism in Eukaryota, Viridiplantae, Streptophyta, Magnoliopsida, Brassicales, Brassicaceae. Bases 1 to 249 code for a protein of 82 amino acids. The transcript has a single exon. The record is from RefSeq and is a predicted model, not a curated record.
AUGAUGAAGAGGAGGAUCAUGGGGAAAUUCAUCAUAGUGAUGUAUUUUGUUAUAGCUUUCGUUGGAUCAAGAGGAACAACAGCAGCAACGGCAAGGCUGAUGAAGAAGGAAGAUAUAGGAAGAAGGUUUGCUUUGGAGAAUAAGCUCCAACGAGGUCCGGUCCCUCCUUCACAGCCUUCUCUAUGCCACCACAAACUAAACCCUUUUUCUCGUUCAAAAUUUUAUUACUCUUAUGUUUCUUGCCCUUGA